This is a messenger RNA of Ambispora leptoticha, 1386 nucleotides long. Lineage: Eukaryota; Fungi; Glomeromycota; Glomeromycetes; Archaeosporales; Ambisporaceae. The record is from the annotation of a GenBank genome assembly.
AUGUCCUUGGCUUUGCUUCCAGUCCAAACAAGGGUAAUACCAAAUGAACCUCCGCUUGUUCCAUAUCGAAUCCCUAUAAUCGGCCAUGCUUUUUCUCUUCAAAAAGAUCCGAAAAAUUUUCUUAAAAAAUUACGUAAACAAUAUGGUCACAUAUUCUCCAUCUAUUUGUUUGGUCGCAUUGUCACAAUAGUUGAUAGUGAAUUUAUGCAUGAAGUUUAUGAUUCGGACGAUUUGAGCCUCACAGCAAAUAUUGAGGAUUGGAUUCCAUUCAAAUUACAUUUUGGAAUUGAUACAUUUACUUGUGGAGAAGUAGUGACGAAAAUCAUACGUAAAUAUUUGCAUUCGUCCAAAGAUAUAAAGAUUUUCUCGGAAAGACUCGAACAGACGUUUACCACAAUAAUUGAACAUCGAAUCGGAAAUUGUAAAAAUCCGAGAACGAUCGAUUCCUCCUUGAAUCUCAUAACGGAAGGAUUUGCUCGUUCACUUACUUGUAUUUUAUUUAAUGAGGAGAAACUUUGUAAUGAUCGAGAUAUUCUGGACGCUUUUGUUUCUUACGGAAGUCCGAAUGGUGAUAACUAUUCAACUAUUAUGUUAUUAAACUUUAUACAUCCAUGGUUUUAUCAUUUUAUUGUGAAAUACAUCAAUAAUCCAGCGAAGAAAAACCUUGAUAUUUUAAUGCGAAAAAUCAAACCGUAUAUCGCAAAAAGAUUUGAAAAUAGAAUCAAUAAUGAUAAAAAGGACCAAAAAAGCAUUGAUUUUCUUCAAAUGAUUCUUAGCGUAUCCAACUUCGACAAAAAUAGUUUUGAUGAAUUGCUGCUCGGAAGCGUGCUUAUGCAUAUUACAUUUGCAAUACUUUAUCCGACAUCAACUUUUUGUAACGCUGUAAUUCUUGAAUACGCAACUCGACUUGAGUACUGGCAAGAACUUCAAGAUGAGCAAUCGAAUAUUGUGCAAGAAUAUGGAAAUAGUCUUUCAUAUGAAAGUGUGUUAAAGAUGGAAAAAUUGGAUAGCUUUAUAAAGGAGUCAGCUCGUACUUAUGGCACUACACAUAUAUUAAUCGGAAAGAAGUUCACUUUCUCUAACGGCAUUGAAGUUCCAUAUGGACGUCGCAUUGCUUUGGAUUUCUCAAUGAUACACGGAGAAGAAAGUGGGAUUCGUAAUGCGGAUAUGUUCGAUGGGUUCCGUUACGUGGGAAUGAAUUCGUCUUUUACUUAUAUAAAUCGCGAAGUGCUCACUUUUGGAUUGGGACGUCGCGCUUGUCCUGGAAGGAAUUUUGCUACUUAUGUAAUCAAGAUUACUACAAAAUCUGGACAAAAAUCGCCGUAUAAAGUUAUAAUGGGAUCUGCAUUGCCUUUGGAAGAGACUUUGAUUUUUCAAAAUCUUUAA